Messenger RNA from Cyanidioschyzon merolae strain 10D, 417 nucleotides. RefSeq names its product similar to ferredoxin-thioredoxin reductase, variable chain. Lineage: Eukaryota; Rhodophyta; Bangiophyceae; Cyanidiales; Cyanidiaceae. Bases 1 to 417 code for a protein of 138 amino acids. The record is from RefSeq and is a predicted model, not a curated record. The transcript has a single exon. Gene Ontology annotation, biological process: photosynthesis.
AUGAUGCGGCGUGCUUGUUUUCUAGCGGGACCUUAUGCACCCCGAACUCGUGAUCGGACAAGCUCAAGUUGUCUGUGGCACAAAGACCGGCUUGCACGGAUGCCAGUUAGUAGACGAGGGACGGAGCUUUGGCGCACCGCUGCUCGGGCGCCGCGACUCUGCCUAUCCGCUGAACGUCGCGGCGACUUCAAGGUCGGUGACCGGGUGCGUGUGACGCAGUCUGUGAUUAUGUACCACACGCCGAUGAGUAAGGGACAACCACAUGAUGUGCGUGGUCUCGAAGGAGUCGUAACCAAGUUCGUUGACGAGUACCAGGGGGUGCCGAUCUCAGCGACUCGACCUAUCCAGGUCAUGCUCGAGGGUAGUAAGAAGUUUAUCGCUCAUUUCGAAGCGAGUGAACUGGAAAAAGUUGCUUAG